AUGGCUGCUUUGGUCGGCCCCGGUUUUCCCAGCCUGCGUGUGGGGAACCUCCGGCGGCAGAGGAUGGCCUCAGCCCUCCCGCUGCUGCUGCUCUGGGUGUUUGCCCCCAUGGUGGUCCCGGAGGUGUUUGGCCCCGGAGAUGGUACAGAGGACCUCAAGGCUCUGCAGGUCUCCAUCCCACGCCACCCAGCCCUCGACGCCGUGCUGGCAGGCGACAUCACCAUUCCCUGCCUCAUCACCUACCUCGGCCCCCAGCCCACCGCUGGCACGGCCGGCCGCCGGGCAGUCCUGGGAACCCCCCGGGUCAAGUGGACCUUCAUCUCUGAGGGCAGGGAGGUGGAGAUCUUGGUAGCCCGGGGGGACAGGGUGAAGGUGAGCGAGGACUAUCGCCUCCGUGCCUCCCUGCCCAUCUUCCACCAGCGCUACACCAAUGCCUCUCUGCUGCUCACCGAGCUGCGGCCCAACGACUCGGGGAUCUACCGCUGCGACGUGCAGCACGGCAUCGAGGACGGCCACGAUAUCCUUGAUGUCAAAGUCAAAGGAGUGGUGUUUCACUACCGGGAGGGCUCCAUGCGCUAUGCCUACACCUUCGCCGAGGCGCUGGAAGCUUGCGCCAGGAUCGGUGCCCGCAUCGCCACCCCCGAGCAGCUGUAUGCUGCCUACCUCGGCGGCUACGAGCAGUGCGAUGCCGGCUGGAUUGCUGACCAGACCGUCAGGUACCCCAUCCACACGCCCCGCGAGGCCUGCUAUGGAGACAUGAACGGCUUCCCCGGGGUGAGGAACUACGGGGUGGUGGACCCGGAGGACAUGUACGACGUGUACUGCUACGCCGAGGACCUCCCAGGGGAGAUCUUUUUGGAGACAGCCCCAGACAAAUUCACACUGGAGGAGGCGGUGGCACGUUGCCGGGCGCUGGGUGCGGAGCUGGCAAGCACGGGGCAGCUCUACGCAGCUUGGAGCGCAGGGCUGGACGCCUGUAGUCCCGGCUGGCUGGCCGACGGCAGUGUCCGCUACCCCAUCGUCACCCCCCGAGAACGCUGCGGCGGGGCCCUGCCGGGUGUCAAAACCAUCUUCCUCUUCCGCAACCAGACAGGAUUUCCCGAUGCCCAGAGCAGAUACGAUGCGUACUGCUUUCGAGAAGGGACAAACUCUUUCCCUGAGGCUGCAGGAAAAUACCAAGCCAGAGAGCCCGAGGGCUUCCAGGAGAUUGUUACAGUGGCAGAAAAGCUGGAGGAGCUGCAGCUGCCCAAAGCGCAAGUGGAGAUUGAGUCACGAGGGGCUAUAUACGCCGUCCCUUUCUUUAAGGACGCUGAGCUGGAAAAGCCGAGCCUGUCCCCUGAAGACGCACCUGGGCCAGGGGCCCGGCACCCCCCGCUAGAUACCUCCGUGUCCUCAGGUCACCCAACCUCUGCCACCCCUUUCCCCAUGGCCCCGGCCAUUCCCGAGGCAGGCAUCCCGCUUAGUUGUGGUGCAAAACCGGGGAGCUCAUCCCCCACGGAGGAGGAUGGGACAACAGGGACAGUUGGGCAGUGCACAGCGGCCGGGCACGAGCUGUCCGGCAAGGAGGAGGAACAGGGAGCAGCGCUGGGCAGGGACCCCGGCAGCAUAUCAGCAGAGAGCCUGGACGGAGGGCAAGACCGCAGCCAGCCCAUGGAGCCGGAUGAAGCUGCCAGCACGGAGAUUCUCUCCGUGGCCCCACGGGUGGGCACAGAGGAACUCACCGGUACCCCAUCCCCGGCGGGGGCCACGGAAGGUGACAUGGAGCCUCCUGAGGGGUUUCCCCGGCCGCCCAGUCCCACUGCCUCCACACGCCGCCCCGACCGCCCGUGGGAUGCCAUGGGGCGGCCAGCCCACACAGCCAGCCCUGGGGCACCUGGGCACCGGGUGACAUUGCCAACCAGUGCCACUUCUGCCACCUCAUCAGAUAGCCGAGAUUCUGGUGGGAUGUCCCCAGGUGGGCACAAGUCCGGCGGGGUGAGUACCCCCAUCCCCACCGCUGAAGACACUGAGAUCUCGGGAGACGUGGUCGAAAGCCUCGGGGCGUCCCCGCUGCCCCCUGCGCCCUCGCAGCCACAGGAGGAGGGAGAAGAGCAGUCGGGGGCCCUGUGGCUCCCCUCACCCACGACCCUGGGGGACGGGAGCACUGUCCCCACGGCGGAGGUGACGGCGGUCACACCAUGGCACACGGAAGUGCCUGGCAGCAGCAGCGUGCCGGCCACGGGAGGUGAGGAGGCUGUGCCGCGACCCCCGAGCACUGACCAUGGGAUGCCUGCUGCAUCUUUGGAAGAGGAGGAGGAGGAGGAAGAGGAGGAAGACCAACCCGCUCCCUCUGUUGCAACCGUGGAGGGUUUCCUUGCAGCCGUUCCCGGAGAACCAGGUGGCUGCGUCCCCAACCCCUGCCUGAACGGAGGGACCUGCAUGGAGGACAGCGCCCGCAUCGCCUGCCUGUGCCUGCCGGGCUAUGGAGGCAGCAGCUGUGAAAGACUGCUGGAGAAGUGCAGCCCCGGCUGGGACAGCUUCCAGGGAGCCUGCUACAAGCACUUCUCCACCCGGAGGAGCUGGGAGGAUGCGGAGACCCAGUGCAGGCAUUACGGGGGACACCUGGCCACCAUCCUGACCCCCGAAGAGCAGGACUUCAUCAAUGACCAGUACAGGGAGUACCAGUGGAUUGGCUUGAACGACCGGACCAUCGAGGGGGAUUUCCAGUGGUCCGAUGGGAGCCCUUUGCUUUAUGAGAACUGGCACCCUGGGCAGCCCGACAGCUAUUUUCUCUCUGGGGAGAACUGCGUGGUCAUCGUGUGGCAUGAUGGGGGCCAGUGGAGCGAUGUGCCCUGCAACUACCACCUCUCCUACACCUGCAAAAUGGGGCUGGUGCAGUGCGGGCCACCCCCCGCCAUCAGCAAUGCCCACGCCUUCGGCAGACCAAAGCAGCGCUACGAGAUCGGCUCCAUCACGCGGUACCAGUGCCGCCACGGCUUCGUCCCGCGCCGCUCACCCAUCAUCCGGUGCCAGGAGGAUGGGAUGUGGGAGCCGCCCCAGCUGGCCUGCCGCCCCGGCCUGGCUCAGCCCCCUGACGACUGA
This is a messenger RNA of Haliaeetus leucocephalus (bald eagle), 3081 nucleotides long. It is a transcript of the gene BCAN, whose product is annotated as brevican. Lineage: Eukaryota; Metazoa; Chordata; Aves; Accipitriformes; Accipitridae. The transcript has 14 exons. Gene Ontology annotation, biological process: cell adhesion. Bases 1 to 3081 code for a protein of 1026 amino acids. Gene Ontology annotation, molecular function: hyaluronic acid binding. The record is from RefSeq and is a predicted model, not a curated record.